Messenger RNA from Cylicostephanus goldi, 243 nucleotides. NCBI's taxonomy places the organism in Eukaryota, Metazoa, Nematoda, Chromadorea, Rhabditida, Strongylidae. The record is from the annotation of a GenBank genome assembly.
AUGGGAGAAUUAAUGGACUCACUUCUUGCUUCCCUUCCAGCGAGAUGGCGAAAUUGGGUAGUUCGCGGCGUUUUCACCAUAAUCAUGGUAUCUCUGUUUUCGUUCAUUGUUAGCAGGGGACCGACGUGGCUCAUGGCUUUGGUGUUUGCUAUACAGUUCAAAUGCUUCCAUGAAAUUAUUAGCAUCGGCCUAGCGGUUUACCGGAUGUAUGAUUUUCCGUGGUUCCGUGCACUUUCUUGGUGA